AUGGCGGGGCGGCAGCGUGGGUGGGAGGCGGCCGAGUUCUACCGGAGGCACCGGGUGCCGCAGCGCCUGGAGGAAGCCCUCAACGCCCUCUUCCCGCGCUGCCCCGACGACCUCUACGGGGAGCUGGCUAACUACUUUACGAAAUUUUCAAAACCUCCAGUGAUAUGCAAAUUAGUUGGAAGAAAAGUUCUUGAUGGAGUUGGUCAGCCAACAUUAGAAGUGGAAAUAUACUGUACAGUUAAAAACUAUGAGAAGAAGGUUUGUUCCACUGUAAUGUCUUCUCAUUCUCAAAUACCUGAAAAUGCUUUACCUGACGCAGCUGAAGCUGCUGAGAAAGAAAGAAAUGACUCUGUUAACACUGCUGUGGAAUGGGUUAACGAAUCACUGAACUUAAUGUUAAGAGGCUUGGAGCCUACUGACCAGUGUAAAGUCGAUGAGAUGCUUGGGGAAUACUUUACAAAAAAGCUACAAGAAAAAAAAGAAAUCCAAAAGCCAGAAGAAGAAGCCACUCCUGCCUUUACUUCAUGCUCUCCAUCGGCAACAGCACUGCCUAGGAAAAAAAAAGCUGCAAACCCAGGGAAGAAGGUGGCAGUUGCAGAGAGAGUGAUACCACCUGCAGAACCCAUUGAAUCAGUGCUGUGCGGCAGCUUAGCUAUCGGGGGAACAUCGCUUGCUGUAGCUAAGGCUGGUGCUGCCAUUAGCCAUGCCCCGUUGUACUCACAUAUUGCACUGCUGAAACGUAAUCAGGAUUCACCUAAGGAAAUGACUCUACCACUCCCAAUGGUUACUCUGUUGAACUGUGAAAAAAGUUCACCUGCAAAGCUGAAAUUAGUGAAAGAAGUCAUGCUUAUACCGCCAGUUCAGUUAUCACUCAAACAGGGCAUAGAAAGAGUUCUGGAUAUUCAGAAAGAAGUAAUGAGACUGUUGGAGCCUCCAGGCAAAGCGCCCGGUGUUCAACUAGCAGACGGUAAGAAAAGCAAAGCACAUAGUACAGAGAAGAAAGCUCCGCCACAAGCCUUAAAAGGAAUAUCACACUUAGGUUGCCCAAUAAUGGAAUGGGAUAAUCUAGAACAACUGCUACUCCUUAUCCGAACAGCUUGCAACAAUGUAGGUCUGAAUCUAGGAGGAGACGUGUACUUAGCAAUCAAUUGUGCUGCUCAUGAAUUAAUGGAUUAUGCUAAAGGAAAAUAUGAAAUACUCACUGGAACGUUCAAAAGUCCUGAUGAAAUGGUUGACAUGUAUGUGGAACUGAUUAAUAAAUUUCCUUUCAUUAUUGCAUUAAUAGAUCCCUUAAGAAAAGAGGACAGACAACAAUGGAAUAAAAUAUGUUGUGCUCUUGGUUCCAAAUGUUACCUGAUUGCUGAAGAUGCUGCCACGUAUAUUUCCAAACUUAAAAUCAACCAAAACGUAAACUUACCAAUGUGCAGUGGUGUUGUCCUAAAAUAUAUUAACCAAACCAAGGUAUCAGACCUCAUAGAACUUACUCAACUUGUAGACGGUCAAAGACGUAUUACCAUAUUAGGAAGCCCAGAUGGAGAAUCUUCUGAUGAUAGCCUUGUGGAUCUGGCUGUUGGACUGGGUGCCAGGUUUAUCAAGUUGGGAGGUCUUUGCCGCGGAGAAAGGGUGACCAAAUACAACCACCUUCUUGCUAUAGAGGAAGAACUGGCCAAGAAUAGAACACUACGGGAAGCAAAUAUUGAAUUUAUUGCUUUUGCUGAAGAACCACAGCCAGAAAAACAACUUUCUGGUGUACUUCCUCCCCUAAAGCAGGACUCGUUGCCUCCACAUGCUCCCAGCCCGCCUGCUGAGCUCCCAGAGAACAUCAUGCUGACCUAGGUCGUCAACAUUAACUUUUGGAUAGAUAAAAAAGAAUAUUCUAGUACGAAACCCAUGUAUUAUAUAUUCCUUAAUCCAUUUCUUUUCAAACACUUCAGCUAAAUGUUUUUAAAAGCAUUCAAACAGUAGCUUCUCUUUUCCCAGGAGACCAUUGCCUUCAGCUGAAACCAAGUUAACUUAGCAGUAGCUACGGUUUGAAAACACCACAAAAUUCUUCGCCGUAUUUCCAUACUGACAAAACAAAUACCUCUGUGUUAAGUCCAAAACUAAGUGUUUGUUUUGGGCGGGCUGAAAUCUCUCUCCGUACAAAGAAGAAGCUAUUGACAAACAGUAAAAAAAAACCAAACCAUUUUACAAAACACAAAGGCCUUGACUGUUACGCUGCUCCAUCCCCCCACCCCCCCUCAAUGCUGCUCUUAG
Messenger RNA from Cuculus canorus (common cuckoo), 2256 nucleotides. It is a transcript of the gene ENO4, whose product is annotated as enolase 4. Gene Ontology annotation, biological process: glycolytic process. Gene Ontology annotation, cellular component: phosphopyruvate hydratase complex. The record is from RefSeq and is a predicted model, not a curated record. Gene Ontology annotation, molecular function: phosphopyruvate hydratase activity; magnesium ion binding. NCBI's taxonomy places the organism in Eukaryota, Metazoa, Chordata, Aves, Cuculiformes, Cuculidae.